Messenger RNA from Penicillium malachiteum, 366 nucleotides. RefSeq lists its product as uncharacterized. Lineage: Eukaryota; Fungi; Ascomycota; Eurotiomycetes; Eurotiales; Aspergillaceae. The transcript has 3 exons. Bases 1 to 366 code for a protein of 121 amino acids. The record is from RefSeq and is a predicted model, not a curated record.
AUGUACUUGGCUAUAAUCAAGCGUCAAUGUCUGAGACCCUCUGCGGUCUGUUUCAAUCAACUAAGCCGCGCUUCAGUCCAUGGAAAGGCCCAGUCAGGCAUGAAAGGCGAUGAGGACUUCUUUGUGACAACUACAUUCCCUGAUGAUUUCGAGGCAUCGCCAUUGAAGGCUGAGUUACUUCAGAAACAAGCUGAAGCUGAGGCUUCUUCCGGCCCUUGGGAUGAGGCUACUAUUGAGCAGCAUAAGAAGGAUAUCUAUGAAAGCCUUUAUCCUCACGAGGCGAACGAUGCUAUGAAUCAGAAGUCGAAACAGAAGACUCCGCCAGAGCCAGAGGCGGAGAGGGCUCCUAAUAUGGAUGAAUUGUAA